ACGGAAUGUAAAUAAAGUAGCAUCACUCAGUGGAACCGCUACAUCCAAUCAGACUCAAAAGUGGUUGUCGUUGUUUUACUAUCAGUGUUUUAGGGUGUUUGACAACACUCCAUGACUCGGGGUAGGAGGACUAAGUUGGAGCCCUGGAUGGAGCAGGUCAUCCUGAGUUAUGGCACAGAGCCAAAGGAGGAGCAGAAGAACACUCUGAUGAAGGCGCAUGUUGUUGGGGAGCCAGUUUUACUUAUCGGUUGGUGAGCUGACCACCACAUCAGAUGGGGCUGCUAAAGACAACAGCCCUUGCUGCACAUCGCUCAACUCAGUCAGACAAAAGAUCUGUACAACAUGUAGAUCCCUGCUUGCACAGGAUUCUAUCCAUACUCAGAACACCCAGUCUGAGUUCAGUCUGUCAGAGCUGCUGGGGGAGUGGCGCCAGUCUCUGUUGAAGGAUGUGAUGGAACUCUUGAGGACACCCACAAACCCCCCCUCCCCACAGCCCACCACCUCCACCUCCAACACCCUCACUGGCACCAGAUGGGCUAUUGAAAGGUUCAGAUAUAAGAGGAGAGUAUGGAUGGUGUCAGGGGUGACCGGAGGAGCAGUGGCGAGCCCAUGGGACAUGUUUGCUCCAGCAGCUGAGCUGCUCAGGACCUCCUCUGCAUCUGACGAGCUCUUCUCCCCCCAGAAGAGCCAGUCUCUGCUCGACCCCACUCCACAACCAGUCACCCUUGCAAUGUUUCCCCUGGCAACCACCACCCAGGUGCCAACCCUGACCCAUGAGGCCACCCAAAGGUCAGGCGAGCGCUCCCUUCCUUCUUAUCAAAAACCAGGCCCCUCUCACAGCCUACUCCCCUCCAGUGGCGGCUCCUCCACUGUGAGUCUAUCUACAAAGCACCAACACUCUGGCAUGAAGCUCCACCACAGUGGCUCAACCACAACACAUCAACUUCCAGUUACGGAGCAGCAAGAUCAGGUGGAGGAAGAGGAGGAUGUUGUGAAGAGGUGUAGGAAGGUUAAGAAGAAGAGUUCUGUGCAGACCCCCGAGGAUAAUGAUAUCACCUGGGAGGAGGAAAAUAUGCAGAAGAACCGCAGCCUGCCCUCCUGGAUGUUUCCAGGAUUGGGGAGGGAAGCAGCUGCAAACAGAAGGCAGUUGCAGCAAUAGCCCCCCGGAGGCCCUCCAAUGUUCACAGUGAUGGCACUUCGUUCUCAUAUUCUUAUCAGCUGUGUGGCCGCAUUUCGAAGGAUCUAAGCCACAUUUCGAAGGAUCUAAGCCACAUUUCGAAGGAUCUAAGCCACAUUUCGAAGGAUCUAAGCCAUUUAAAGAUUCCUGAUGGCAUAGUGCACUGGGCUGUACGGUACCUGGUCCCUUCCAUGCAGACAGAGGUUGUCAAGGACACACAGCUGCGACCCCAGACUCACCCCAAUCUUCCCAUUGUGUUGAAUCCAUAGUGUACAGAGGCAGCUUUGUUUUUUUUUAUGAAUCUCUAUUGUUAUGUUCAUAUAACAUUCUGAAUAUUGAUAAAUAAAUAUACAUUAGUAAUUGAAUUGUGUCAACUCUAGAUGCAGGCAAAUGUGAACUUAGCAACUUUUAAUUUGUCAACAGCAAGAUAAUUUCAUUGUCAGUUACUCAGAUAUUUUUUCCUUAAUUUUACUUUUGAAUAACACACAUGCACUUAUUUCCUUAUGCAAACAUUCACUGGCUGCUAUAAUAAAAUACAAAUCAUAUCAGAUGUCCUCUAGAAUAAUUUGAACAAAAUAUAAGCACAACAAAAUUAGUCACAGUUACAUAGUGCUUUAAACAAUUAUAUCUACUCAAUGGAAGCCAGUGUCAUGUGGUGGUUGGGUGGGGGCUUGCCCUGCGUAUUCCUGAAGAGGUGAAGGCAUAGAGGAAAGGGUUGAGGGAGCUGUUGAUGAUGAUGAAACCCAUGAGGACGUUCCAAGCUGAGUCACACACAUUCUCCACAACCUCGUUCUGCACGGCCAAGUUCACCAGGGCCAGCAGGUUGAACAGGUGCAGCAGAGUCCAGAAGCAGAAGAAAAGAAGGACACAACGAUGCAGAUGACCAGCUUGGUCACCCUCCGCUGCCUGAACAGGGCCGCCUGUCUCACCCUCCUGUGGAGGUAGAAGUAGGACGCCACCAGGAUGCAGCAGGGAACUACAAAUCCCAGCAGCAUUUGGACAAGUAGGAUGGCCAUUUCUUGUCUGAGGCUCUGGAAGUGUGAGCUGCAGGAUUUGCCGCCGUCGUAUGUCUUGAUGUCAAGGACAGAGAAGGCGGGAGAGGCAAUGAACCCUGCCAGCCCCCACAGGGAGGAGUGCCUCUUCCCUCAUACGGCCUAGCCGCGCCCAGCUGUGGGGGUACAGCACCUGGACGCAGCGCUGCACACUCAGCAGGGUGAUGGUCAGCACACUACCAUUCAGGCUGCAAUAGAUCAGGAAGAAGAGCAGCUUGCAGGUGGCGGGGCCUAGAUCCCAGGCCCUCUGUAGGUUGUUGAUAACUAGAGGCAGGCAUAGCAAGACCAUCAGGUCACACAGUGCCAGAUUCAGCAUCAGGCUAUCAGAACCACCACAUUCCCAUGGAUUCCCACAAUGCAACAGAAGCCCGUGAUCACGCUGGGCAACACACGGGUCAUGUGCCAGUAAGGAUAGGACUGAGUGCUGCAUAGGGCCGAACUGUCCAGACUAUAAAAAUCCACAGAGAAUGCUGGUUAGAAACUCAACAGGGAUGUCUCACUACCUGUCUGGCUGGCCUGACGGAGACACACUAAGCUCUGAGUUGUUCCCCAGAUUGCCUUCACUACUGGUGGUAGUGAUGAUAUGCUGUAAACAAAGAGUACCUGUGUGUGACUCUGGGCCGGGCCUGUUUUGAAUAUACAACGUGUGUACAGCUCUGUGUUAUGUGAAGGUAACAGCCUACCAACAUGACACACUCAUGUAUAGCCUCCUGACCCGUGAGAGUUACAGGAAAACCUCAACGGAGGCCCCUAAAACCCUCACAAACUUUUACAGAUGCACAAUUGAGAGCAUCCUGUCAGGCUGUAUCGCGGCCUGGUAUGGCAACUGCACCGUCCGCAACCGCAGGGCUCUUCAGAGGGUGGUGUGGUCUGCCCAAAACAUCACCGGGGGCAAACUACAUGCCCUCCAGGACACCUACACCACCCGAUGUCACAGGAAGGCCAAAAAGAUAAUCAAGGACAUCAACCACCUGCGCCACGGCCUGUUCCCGCCUCUAUCUUCCAGAAGGCAAGGUCAGUACAGGUGCAUCAAACAGAGAAGAUGUUUUUCAGUUUCUAUCAAGGUCAUCAGACUGUUAAAUAGCCAUCACUAGCAGGCUUCCACCCGGUUACGUAACCCUGCACCUUAGAGGCUGCUGCACUAUAUACAUAUAUAUUUUUUUCUUGGAAUCACUGGCCACUUUAAUAAUGUUUACAUACUGCUUUACUCAUCUCAUAUUUAUAUACUGUAUUCUAUUCUACUGUAUUUGCCUAGUUAAAUAAAGGUUAAAUAAAUAAA
This is a messenger RNA of Salvelinus fontinalis (brook trout), 3508 nucleotides long. RefSeq lists its product as uncharacterized. The transcript has 10 exons. Gene Ontology annotation, cellular component: shelterin complex. The record is from RefSeq and is a predicted model, not a curated record. NCBI's taxonomy places the organism in Eukaryota, Metazoa, Chordata, Actinopteri, Salmoniformes, Salmonidae. The coding region runs from base 218 to 1159 and encodes 313 amino acids. Gene Ontology annotation, biological process: telomere capping.